AAACCCUACCCGUUAGUAUCCUUUAAUACCUCUUCUUCACCUUCAACAGGGAAUCAGGGGAACCAAAAUCAAAUCCUUACGUCUCUUUCCUUCUUUCUUCCUAUCUAUCUCUUCAUAUUUUUAACGUAGAAAAGGGAAAUCAAAAGUAUCGUAACACCUUAGCUCUCUCACAGAGGAGGCAUAUCUUCUCUUUGUUUCCUUCAUACCCAUCUCGUAACUCUGGGAAUUUUUGUUGGUAAUCCAUCUGGGUAUCAAGGGUUUUUAUCUGUAUGAGGGUUAAAACAGGUUUGGUGGAUCAAAAAGGGCAGGAAAUCUGCGAAUUGGAAAGGGAAAAGAAUAAGAAGCCGAGGAAGAACCGGAAACGUAAUAGGAAAUCAAUGAACAACGUCGUUCAAAAGCUUUUUCAGACCUGCAGGGAAGUGUUUGCCACCGGUGGGGCUGAUGUUGUUCCAUCCCCUGAUGAUGUUGAACGUCUCCGGUCGGUACUUGAUAGCAUGAAACCAGAGGAUGUUGGCUUAAGUGAGGAAAUGGCUUGUUUUAGGACGAGUGAUUAUGAAGGCACCCCUCCAAUAACAUACCUACACCUCUAUGAAUGUGACAGAUUCUCGAUUGGGAUAUUCUGUUUGCCUCAAUCUGGUGUCAUUCCUCUUCAUAAUCAUCCAGGCAUGACUGUUUUCAGUAAGCUUCUCUUUGGGUCUAUGCACAUUAAAUCAUAUGACUGGGCAACUGAUGUCUCCCACAACACAAAUGAAAAUUUCAAUCCUUCUCAUUACCAGAGUUCUUACGUGGGAAACAGAUUGGUAAAGAUAAAGAAUGAUUCGGUCUUUACCGUUCCAUGCAACACAUCCAUACUUUAUCCAGCAGCGGGAGGGAACAUGCACUGUUUCACAGCGGUAACAUCGUGUGCUGUGCUGGAUGUGCUUGGCCCACCAUAUAAUGAUGCGGAAGGCCGCCACUGUACAUACUAUAGAGAUUUCCCUUAUGCCAGCUUCUCAGGUGAUGCUGAUUUGGUACCCGAGGAAGAAAGGGAAGAAUACGCAUGGCUUCAAGAGAGAGAAAAACCUGAGGACUUUGUCGUGGUGGGAGCUCAGUAUAGAGGCCCCCAAAUUGUGGAGAACUGACUUUUACUCUCUUCCAUCUUCUUCCCUGACCAUCUUUCCUCGUUUCCUUUCCCUUUUUCUGCCUUUCUUCAAUCCAAUUUUAUAUAUAAAAACUACCGCUGCUGCUGCUGCUGUUUCUAUUUCUGUUUCUGUUUCUGUUUCUGUUUCUUGUGGCUAAAGGUUCUUCCCAUCCUUCUUUUUGUUUUUUCUCAACCGUUCUUUUGUACAUAACUGAAAAGGAAAAGAAAGAAAAAGAAAGAAAAAGAAGAGAAGUUUGUAGGGCCUUUGUAUCUUGUUCCCGCCGUCCUAGAAAAUUAGAUUUUCAAUUUUCUUUUGCAAUAAAACAUAUCAAUAUUUUACCA
Macadamia integrifolia is the source of this 1462-nucleotide messenger RNA. RefSeq names its product plant cysteine oxidase 2-like. Gene Ontology annotation, molecular function: oxidoreductase activity, acting on single donors with incorporation of molecular oxygen, incorporation of two atoms of oxygen. The coding region runs from base 270 to 1121 and encodes 283 amino acids. The transcript has 5 exons. The record is from RefSeq and is a predicted model, not a curated record. Lineage: Eukaryota; Viridiplantae; Streptophyta; Magnoliopsida; Proteales; Proteaceae.